This is a messenger RNA of Oryzias latipes (Japanese medaka), 8465 nucleotides long. RefSeq names its product AT hook containing transcription factor 1 (gene ahctf1). The record is from RefSeq and is a predicted model, not a curated record. NCBI's taxonomy places the organism in Eukaryota, Metazoa, Chordata, Actinopteri, Beloniformes, Adrianichthyidae. Gene Ontology annotation, molecular function: protein binding.
UUUUUGUCGGAGAAGAAGAAAACUCGAAAUGGCGCUUUGCUUUAUGGAAGUCAGAAAAGCAUUGGGUGUUUGCUAACCAGCUAGAACUAUUUGCGGCGUGUUUUAUACGGUUAGUGCUAGAUAGGAGGUCGGAUUAUGACAGACAACGAAAAGAAUCUACACGGAUUCCAGAAAAAACAGACGAACUGCGGCUAUAAGGCCUGCAUUCUCCCCAAAGUGAACAAUGCAUGAUCUUAUUGCUCAAGUCACCAGUAGCUUGCUGCCCUUCUCUGGAGUGACUAUAGAAGCCCUUGGGGAGGAUGAGAUCACUUUGGACUCAGUUCUGCAGGCCAGGUUCACUGUUGGCCGCAUUGGAUUGGCUUGGCUUGCCUGUGGUCCCCAUCUGGAGGUUGUCCAUGCAGUAACGGGGGAGCGGUUGUCUGCGUAUUGCUUUAGCACUGGAGGAGAGCACCCACCCAGAAUUCUUUCUGCCAGGGACUUUAGCUGGCUUAAACGUUCUGGGUUGUUGGUGGCUUUGGAAGAAACUGAAGGCAGUGUUCUCUGCCUUUAUGACCUGGGUCUCUCAAAGGUGGUUAAAGCUGUGGUCAUACCAGGCAGGAUUACAGCUAUUGAGCCGCUUGCCAGUUAUGGUGGAGCCAGCACCUCUACACAGCACCUCCACCAGAGUUUGCGCUGGUUCUUUGGUAUUGCUGCUGUAGUAACAGAUCUUGGUCAUGUUUUACUCGUGGACCUUUGCCUUGACGAUCUGUCCUGCAGCCAGAGUGAAUUAGACGCUUCAGAUUUGCAAAUCGUGACCAAAUCUCCAGCAGACAUCCCGAGGCUGAGGGAAGUUAGCACCAGGCAGGGUAGACAUCUUUGCCUGCAGCUGAAUGGACCCGCUGGAGUUGGUGUCACAGCCAUACAGUACAUCUCCAGAACCAACCAGCUGGCUGUUGGGUUUUCUGACGGACACUUGCAGCUAUGGAACAUGAAGUCCUUGAAGAAAGAAUACCACUCACAGCUAGAAGGCGGCAGAGUUCCUGUUCAUGCCUUCACCUUCCAGGAGCCAGAGAAUGAUCCCAGGAACUGCUGCUACCUGUGGGCUGUGCAGUCCUCACAGGACCUGGAGGGAGACAUUGUUAGUCUUCAUUUGCUUCAGUUGGCCUUCAGUGAGAGAAAGUGUUUGGCUUCUGGGAAGAUCUUAUAUGAGGGUCUUGAGUACUGCGAGGAACGUUACAACCAGGACUUAAGCGGCACGACCUUCCCUCGAAGGGCCCAGGCUUCAAACACGCACCUCCUAAGCUGUCAGACUAUUGAGAAAUUCCGAUACCAUCCGGACAGGGAUGACAGUAUGAAUGAAGUUGCAUCCCCGGACACCAGUUUGUCGAUCUUCAGCUGGCAGGUCAAGGUCUACGGUCAGGGAAACCCUUCCAGCUACAUUGGGGUGUUUGACAUCAACCGCUGGUACCAUGCACAAAUGCCGGACUCUUUAAGAACUGGGGAGUCUCUUCAGAACUGUCCCUACCUGGCAGUUUGGUGUCUGGACCCAGUGGUGCAGAUGGUGUCUCCACACAACCUCCUAGAUGUUAUUGUACAUGAGCGCAGUCUGAGUAGAGGCCUGCCAUUCACCUGCCCCCCACCUGAACAGUACUUCAACCCCACAACCUUUAACUUUGAUGCUACCUGCUUGACCAACUCUGGAAUUGUGCACUUAACCUGCUCUGGGUAUCAAAAAGAGACCUUAAGUUUUUUGAAGAAAGCUGCUCCUUGCACCAGUGAAAUCAUUUCCUCCAGCUACUCUCGCUGCCUCAUGUCUGGCUUGCUCUCUGCUCGCCUGACUGACAUGCAGACAUCCAGGCUCUCUCAGGAAGACCAACUUGAUGCCAUCUUGACGACAGCAGUGGAGACCAGCUCGUUGGGAUUGAUCACUGGCUCCAUCAAGCAAUGGACUGCAGAAGAACAGCCAGGCUCUGCAUUAAAUCUCCGCUACAUUAUGGACUGGGCUUGGAACAAAGUGGUGCAGACCAAGGAGGAACUGGAUGGCAUCUGCGCUCCGCUGUUUGACAGCUCAUCCAACUUCACCGACCCGCAGACCUUACAGCUGCUUCGGCACAGCGAGCGGCUGCUCAGUAACCUCAGCGCCGUCUUCCACUGCCUGCUCAGCGAAGCUCAAGAGCUCACGCAGAAAGGUCUUGCAGGUCUCAUGAACAAAAACAUGGUGUCCAGUCUGAUCUCUAACUACGCUCAAGUGGUCCUCUGGUUCUGCCGGACUGGUUUGCUCCCAGAGAGAUCAGAUGAAGAUGCUCUCCAGAUUUCCAGACCUUUCUACGCUCAGUCUGUCAUCAGUAACUAUUACACGAUACGCAGAGAAGAGCUGACCCGGCUGGCUAAGCACAAGUGGUCUGCAGACUGCCUCAUGAUUGAUGGUUUGGUUGCCCAGUGCGGUGAGCGUCUGACCAGCCUGUGGAAACGAGACGAGGGAGGAACGGGACAAUACCCACCACCAACACUGCAUGCUUUGCUCGACAUAUAUCUGCUGGAAAACAUAGACGAAGCUGCAAAACAUGCUAUUGUUAUUUACUUGCUGUUGGACGUCAUGUACUCCUUUCCCAAUAAGGACGGAGCUUCAGUGGAGUCUUUUCCAACAGCUUUUGCCAUCCCUAUCGGACUGGUCAAACUAGUACAAGGUCUCUGGCUGCUGGACCAUAAUGACCAUCAGAGUUCGUUUGAGCUUCUCCUGCAUCCAGCUGCUUCUCGGUUUCAUUUUGAGUGGCAGCAUGAGCGCAUCCUGCAAGCACUGAUGAGCCAGGAGCAGCAUUCUGUUGCACUUCGAUACUUCCAUGUCACAAAGCCUCCGAUUUCCUCCACCGCCCAGGCCCGACUUUGCCUCUCCGUACUUCUGCACAGCAGGUGUCUUAUUGAGGCGUGGUGCUUACUUCGCCAGCACUCGCAUCGCCUAAAUGGAUCCGAGCUGCUGGGCUUCCUGUACGAGAGCUGCCAGGAGCUGGGGCUCACUAAAGAGCUGCUCAAACUGCCGCUGGCUGCCAACGAGCAGGAAUGCUUGGAAAAAUUUCUCCAAGGUACUGGGGGUCUUCAGAACAGAGAACUGCUCAUGGUUCAUUACCUCCAGCAGGCCAACUACAUUCCUGCUCUUCAGCUGAACAAUAGCCUCAAAAGGAACUUGGUGAACGAGCGAGACCCAAAGCUUAAAGAACGAUCUAACAUCAGAAACUCCAUCAUGGAUCAGUAUGGCAAGGUUUUGCCUAGAGUGCAGAGGAAGCUGGCAGUGGAGAGAGCAAAGCCCUACCAACACCCCAACACCAUCCACAAAGAAGUUUCUCGUCCACAACCUCUGUCCACGAUCACCAAGCCCUCUGCCAAUGAGAAGGUGAUGUCCAGGGCUGGAUUUAUCAACACUGUCCUCACCAAGAUUGAGGAAGUGUGGUUGGGCAAAGACACACCUUCGUCGUCCCCAGCCAAGAGUGUACGGACCCCUGAUGCUCAGAGACUUGGUCAGAAACAGUCUUCUACAUCCUCCGCUGCUUUUCCCGAUCCUUUCCUGGGAACGCCCAUCACCUUGACAUCCAAACGAAAGUCCAGGCUGAUAGAUCUGGUGGUUCAUCCCUCCUGCCAGACCCCUCGGCCUCUUCUCAGUCCUCCCAGGCUCCCAAGUUCUCGCCUUUCUCCAAGUGGAAUCAAGAAAGCACCAGAACUCAGUUUGCUUCAAACACCGCAAGUUGUCAAACGAGCUCGAGCUUUGGCUGCCUCUGGUCCCGGCUUUUCCGCUUUCACUCCCCAGUCCAUCCUGCGGAGCAGCCUAAGGCCCACACCAGUAGUCACUCCUUCUGCUUCUCCAGGACGCUCAGUCACGCCUCCACUGCGCAGCAAAGAUGGCCGAAUCACCUUCAGUGAACAGGCUGUAGCAUCUGAAACAGAGAAGAGCAUCCGAUGGACUAACGGGAUGGCAGCAGACAGUGAGAUUAGCUUGCUGACCAAAGGCUCCCCACUGACUAAGCCCACACGGAAGACCUGGUCUUCACAGCUGGCUGAGAGGGAAGAGGAAGAAGAGAAACACCGUGUGACAUUUUUGGCUCCAAAAGGUGGUGCUUCCUCACAGCGACUGAGAUGUUCUGAAAGUGAUUCAUCUUCCACCAAUGAAGUGGCUGCAGAAACGAGCCCAUCAGCUCCUGUUUCGGCUGGUUUUAACCUGAGCUUAGACACCAGCCAGGUUUCUUUCCAGUCCACAAACACCACCCUGGAGUACUUUGAUGCAGACGAGCCCACCAAUGUAUGCACAGAUGAAGAUGAUGAUGUUGUGACGGUCAACAUCAAACCCCAGAUGGAGAAGGAAGCCUCUGAAAUAAAUCUAACAGUAGAAGAUGCAGAAAAGAAAGAAGAGCUUGUGAAGGAGGACACCAUGAAGAUCACCCCUGAAGAGAAGUCAGAAGAAGAAGUUGAGUCAAGUAGCAAAACAGAACAUGUGGAAACUGCUGACCAUGAAGAACCAUCUGUUCGCCCAAAAGAUAAAGAGGAAACGGAGAGCUCUGCCUCUGAGGUUAAAUCUCUAGAACUUCCAGCAAAGGAUGAAGAACCUGCUGUUCAGUCUAAAACCCCUGAAUCUCUGGAGUCGGGCAGCGAGCUCUCUAAAGCGUCCGGAGAAGCUGAAACUCCAACUGUGACGACGGAAACACUGGAUCAGUCGACAGACCUCACAGAGUUUGUCCAGCAGCACUUGUUUGGAAGUGACCAGUCCCCUCCGCUCUCCCGCUCAUCCAUCCACAAUGCUUCACAAAGUCAGUCCUCCUUGAACAGUGAGCAGUUCGAUGAAGAGCAAGUUGCUGCCACAGCUGCCCCUGUUCUGAACACCCAGAAUUCCACAGCCUCUGUGACCUCCUCAGAGCCAACAGGCACCGACUCCCACUCUGUUGUGAGCGUCAACGACAGUGGAGACCUUUCAAGUCCUGAAUCUGAGGGAGAAGAAGAAGAGGAAUCUUCUGAUCAAGCUGAGGGACAAGACGAUGACGACUCUGGGAGUGAGGUGGAGAUCAUAGAGGAGGUCCAGGGCAACGGGAGACUUCCACCCCUUCAGCCAAGUUCACUCUUUGAGCAGCAGCAGGACUUCAUGCCGUCUUUGUCAGAGCAGGAGGCUGCUGAAUUUUCCCUCCUCACACCCAGCUCAGAGAUGAAGAUGGUGGACGUGGAGGGAGAGGUGGUGAUGGUGAGACUGGGUGCAGAUGAAGGAGGCCUGGAUCAGGAUGAGGGGGAAGACCAGUGCUCAUCAUACAUGGAGCUCAAACCGUCCGCCACCCUGCUGGUUCCCGUGGAGCUCAUGCAGGAUCAGCACAGCUUGGCUGAUGGUGCUCUGCUGGGCCUUCCUGAGCUUCAGGCAGAUGAGCUGCAGCCAGAAACUCACAGCAGCUUCACCCUGAUGCUGGAUGUGGACGAGGUCAAUCAGGCAGGAGCACCACCCGUUCAGAACGACCUGCAGCCUCCUGACCUUUCCAUCAAGCCUCAUGAAGUCGACUUUGGUGAUAAUUUUUUGGACAUGCCAGAUAUUGUUCCUGUGGAAAUGGAGGAUCAGCUUUCGUCUCCGUCCGGCGAAGCCUCCCUGGAGGGUAAAGGCAGCGACCUGGAGAUCUUGGAUGGAAACGAUGUCGAUGAAAAAAACAAAGUAGAAGUGGUAGAACCUCUACCUGACCUACAGACUGAGUGCUCUGCGUCAAAACAGGAAAACGAAGUUUCCGGUGAGGAGAACAAUGUACAGUUGGAACAGUUACCAGUAGAUCAUGGAUCUGCCCCUCCUUCAGAAUCUAGUACAACAUCAGGAGAACAUCCUUCAGAUGAAAAGACUGAAGCUCCUGUAGAAAAGAUGGAAUCUGUUGAUGAGGAGAUGAAAGAAGAGGACCAAUCAGCUCCUGAAGAACCGAAGCUGGAGGACGAAUCGGCUCCUGAAGAACCGAAGCUGGAGGACCAAUCAGCUCCUGAAGAACCGAAGCUGGAGGACCAAUCAGCUCCCGAAGAACCGAAGCUGGAGGACCAAUCAGCUCCUGAAGAACCGAAGCUGGAGGACCAAUCAGCUCCUGAAGAACCGAAGCUGGAGGACGAAUUGGCUCCUGAAGAACCGAAGCUGGAGGACGAAUUGGCUCCUGAAGAACCGAAGCUGGAGGACACUAAUGUUGUCAGCACAGACUCCGAGUUUGUCCUCUGUAAGGAGGUGGACGCUGCUGUGGAGACAGAGGAGCAGCAGGAGCACACAGCCUCAACAGAAACAGAGGAGGAGGCUGCCAUAACUACUGCUAAAAAUGUAGAGGAAGAGGAAUCUGUGGGGGAGGUUUUGAGCUUGGGUAAUAAACACCACGUACAGCAGACCCCCACCUCUCAGCAGAAGCCUCCCUCCACCCCAACACGGAGGAUGACGAGGGGUAGGUCUGUUACCUUCAUCUCUACUUUACCGGAAGAAUCAAGCGAUGCAAAGGAGGAUUCAAAGGAGCCCAAAAAGAGCAAUCUGGUCUCCACCUCACCAGGUCCAACUCUUAGAAAAGCAAAACAGGUCAAAGAGACCAAAUUGGGCAUCGACACGCCCCGAAGAAGUAACCGCAGAACUCUGCCAGAUCCUCCUAAAAAUAAUGCUGAAGAGUCCGAGGCCACAAAUGCGGAUUUUUCAAUGACAGUAACUUCAAACUCCUCUCCAGUCAGACGUUCACCGAGGAAAAGUCCAGCAAGGACUAGCCUGAAGCAGCGACCUGUCAGUGGGGAGACGUCUGCAGCCUCUGAGGCGGAAACCAAAGAUACCCAAGACAAAGAAGAAGCCGAGCAUCAAACAAUCGGUGGACAAAAAGGCUCAAAGGCUAGAACGCCAUCAAAAAGCAGAACCUCUUCAGCAUCGACUCCAAGGAGGUCCAGCCGAAGAACACAGAAUAGCAGCGAGUCGGAGCUUGAGGUGGUGAUGGAAGAAAAGGACGAGCCGCCGCCUUUUAAACGCAGCUCCAGAAGAACCACCAAGCAGCCUUUGGAGGCUCUGCCAGCCCCGAUUGAAGAGGACGACACAGAGCCGCCCAGCUCCGAGAGGAAGACCCGACAGUCCAGCCUGGUGAAGCUUAACGUGUAUCCACAAGUUAAACUAGUUCCUGUGUCCCUUCCUCAGUACGACAGGAAGACGAGAGGAAAAGUGGCUAUAACCACCAAAGACCACGAAGAUGUCCGGCAGCCGGAGGGGAGCCGAGACGCCAGCCGGUCCAGCAGCCGUCGGCCAACUAGAAGCAAACUCUGGGACCACCCGGAGGAGGAUCUCCAUCUGCUGGACUCGCCGUUGGAAGUGGAUUCUAAAACCCCGGUGGCAGACGCUCUGAUCAAGAGGCUCCAGGAUGAGGAAGAGCAGCAGGAAGGUGGUGGCACAAAAAAGAUGACUAGAAUAAGAACGAGAAGCUCAAAAUCGUCAGUGAAGCCAGUUUCACCUCAACCUCAAAGCCCAGUACCAGAACCGAAAGAGGAAGAGUCCAGCCCAGAGGAGCUGUCAUUCAUCUACUCGCCCUCACGCCGACGACAAACGAAAGUGCACCAAGCAGAGUCCCCCAGGCCGAGCGAAGAGUCUGUGCCGCCGCUCACACGCAGCCGCAGAAGAGUCAACAGUAUUGAUCCUCAGGAGAAAAUAUCUUCCGAAGAGGAUCACGUGGAUGUGGAGAACGCACCAAGUGUUCCCAAAACCAAAAAGACGAGCAACCGAACAUCCCGAUCCAGAGCUGCUCGGGACCCUCCCCCCAUUGCAGCGGUUGACACGAUCUCCCCUUUGCCAAGUCCAGCUGAUCCUCUGCCGCGAGCUCUCAAGAGGAUCACAGAACAAGACCUCCCAACCACCAGCAGGAACCUUAGACGAAAGCGUGUAAUGGACACGGUUUUCACUAAACCCGUCACUCGGAGGAGAAAAAUGUAAGGCGUUUCCUGGUCGUUGUCAACCAGAGAACCUCAGAGAGCCAAAAUGCCCUUUAGCUGAAAAAAACAGCCCCUCCCGCGACCUUAGAAUGGCUCUGCUUUCUCACAUGCUACAUAGAGCUGCUACUUGUAUUUGGACUGAAGAAGAAAACGUUUUUGACUGGAAGGUAUAUUUUUGGCAGGCAACUAAUCAUAGUGUGAUAAAGCAGAAUUUAUUUUUGGAGUUUACAUUUCUCUCUUGUAAAAGCUUUUACUUGAUGCAUCUGGACUGGGUUUGCGUUGGACAUUUCGGCUACAGAUUGGCUCAGAAAAAGGCGAUGGAUCUGGGUUUUUAUUGGCUCUAAACCAAGAAGAGACUCGUCCUAACGUUCUUCUCUCCCUAAAGGUGGUUUAACAUCCAGUUUUAAAUCUGUUUUUAAGAAUCAGAAGAUUGUUGUUAUUUUCUAUUUAAGAUGGAAACCAAUCAACCAGUGAAGAAGUGUUUCAACUGCGAGAUUUGUAAAUAGUACUUUGCUAUGUUCCAAAUAAAGGUAAAUCUUAAUUUUUUUCCAUUUAAA